Messenger RNA from Vidua macroura (Pin-tailed whydah), 1788 nucleotides. It is a transcript of the gene ODAD4, whose product is annotated as outer dynein arm docking complex subunit 4. Gene Ontology annotation, cellular component: cytoplasm. NCBI's taxonomy places the organism in Eukaryota, Metazoa, Chordata, Aves, Passeriformes, Viduidae. Gene Ontology annotation, molecular function: protein binding. The coding region runs from base 44 to 1639 and encodes 531 amino acids. The transcript has 12 exons. The record is from RefSeq and is a predicted model, not a curated record.
UUGCCCUGUAACCGUUGCUUGGCAACGCCGCCGCAGCGCAGCCAUGGCGGACGAGGACCUGCCCGUGGUCUCCUUCGGGAGCCUCAUGACCGAGGGGACGAUCCUGAGCCGGCGCGGCCAGCACGACAAGGCUCUGGGCUGCUUCAAUGACGCACUGAAGCUGAGAGCAGGAGACAAGCACUGCCUCAUCACCCGCUCCAAGUGCUUUCUGAAACUUGGAGACACAGAAAACUCCUUGAAAGAUGCUGAAGCCUCGCUCCAAAUUGACAAUGCAUUCUCCGAGGGCCUUUACCAGAAAGCAGAGACGCUGUACACCAUGGGGGACUUUGAGUUUGCUCUGGUGUUUUACCACCGAGGCCGAAGGCUCCGCCCCGACCUGCACAAGUUCCAGCUCGGCAUCAACAAGGCUGAGGAGGCCAUUAUCAACUGCAUUGGGAAUCCAUCCUCGGUGAAGCUGGAGAGCAAGGAGGAGCUGUGCUUUGUGAGCAGGCAGGCAGAGCUGCAGAGCAAAAAAGCCAACCAGAAACAGCAAAACAAACCAAAGGAUCAAAAGGAUCAAAAACAGACAAAGAAGCAGAGUCCAAAAACAGAGCGACAGCUUCUGGGACAGCUUUAUGCUGACAAGGCAUACCUGGAGAAGUUGCUCAAGGAUGAAGACUUGAUGCAGAGCAGCACAAGGCAGGGGAUCAAAGUCAUGGACCUGGUUUUGAGUGGCAUCUCCUACCUGAACCAGCGGCGGGACUUCUGGCAGCAGCAGAAGCCGAUUUACGCCCGGGUGUACGAGCGCAAGGUCCUGCGGCAGGGCCGGAUGCACGACAAGAAACAGAAACCGUCCGACAUUGCCAGAUCCAUCGCAAAGAAUAUGGAGGAUAUUGAGCUGUUGCUGGCCAGAGGUUCUGCUGAGGAAAGCUGCAGGAAAGCUGAGCGUAUGCUGAAAAAGAUACAAGCGUGGUCAGAGAAUGAAGUUCCCAACAAGAAUGAACUGAUUGGGAACCUCCACAGCUGCAUUGGGAAUGCACAGUUGGCAAUGGGACAGAUGGAGGCAGCUUUGCGCAGCCAUAAGAUGGAUCUGAAUUGUGCCAGGCAGAACGCUCUGACGGACGCCGUGUCCCGGGCCCUGGACAACAUCGGCCACGUGUACGCCCGAAUCGGCAAGUUCCAGCAGGCCAUCAACACCUGGGAGGAGAAGAUUCCACUGGCCCAAUCGAGCCUGGAGAAGGCCUGGCUGUUCCAUGAAAUUGGGCGGUGCUACCUUGAGCUGGAUAAAGCUGAAGUAGCCCAAGAUUAUGGCCAGAAGUCCCUGCAGUCAGCAGAUGAAGAGGGAGAUGUGGAGUGGCAGCUCCACGCCACCGUGCUGGUGGCACAGGCGCAAGUGAAACUGAAAGAUUACCGGUCUGCAAUCCUGAAUUUUGAAAGGGCUCUGGAGAAGGCAAAGCUUGUUCCCAGUGAAGCUGCUCAAAAUGGCAUCAUUGCGGCCUUAGAUAACGUGAGCAAAAGCUUCAUUGCAGAGCUGAACAAAGACCACAAAGACAGCACGGUUCACUCACGUGAAGAUCGCCUCUUCAGCAGUGAAAACAUAAAAACCACCACCGAGAACGUGGAAGAGGAGGAGCAAAGGAAUCGAGAUCAAAAGCCAUAAGAGGAAACCAGAAACGAUAUAUAAGCAGACAGAAACGAUACGUAAGCAGAUGGAAGGGGGGAAACGGACAAGGAAAUAAAGGAGAGCAGUGGGGUAAAGUAGACCCUAGGCGGGAAGUUGAAAUAAAUAUUGAGCAAGCGUCGUACCCA